CCACGCGCGGACAAACUUUAGAGCCGAGAGGAAGAGCAUUAUCUUACAAUGGACUCAGAAACAGCUCACUCAGAAGGCUCAUCACCGAACAAAUCAAACCACUCUAGCAGAGAGGAAACUUCUCCACCAGCCCCAGACGUGUCCGUACCGGAGGGUUCAGACACACAGCCUGCAGUAGGAGAUCUGAACGAAAAGACAAUUUUACCAACGUCAGAGGAAGAGGAUACUCACUCCAAAUGCCUGAGGGAGCAAUUCAAAAGGCGAGUGGCCUUGACAGGAGUAUCAGAGGCUUCCUGGACAGACGAAAAUAAUAGUGCCUUGGACAAGUUCAGCGCAGAUGCUACAAUCAAGCUUCUCGUCGUCUACCUCGACCCUUUCUCUGGCCUGUGUGUUCAGUACACCAUGCCGAGCCAGGUGGUGGAGCAGCUGGCCUACUUCAUACGCAAGGAAGACUCUGUGAUUACGGAGGAGACUUUUGUGAGCUGUGUGCAGUUCGGAACAACACGGGGAGGGGGUAUAGAGAGCCUGCUGAGGCUAAUGAACGGGAUUCAUGCACCACUGGUCACUCAAAGUACAGACUGGCCAGAGAACGUCAAGAACAAUUAUAUAGCUCACAUGCACCGCUUCGUCACCAACCUCACAGAUGCAAGGUUUAGGCCUAUGAGGAAAACAGUGCUUUAUAUACCUGUGGAAGCCCUACAACACAGCCCAGAGGAGGCUGCCAGAGACAAAGAGCUGGUGAAGAGGCUAGAGGUGGUGAUGAUCCACUGGACACGGCAGAUAAUGGACGUGGUGAACGUGCAGGUGGCAGUGGAUGCCGGAGACAGCACCGGUCUUCUGGAUGAGCUCACUUUCUGGAUGAACCGCUGUGUUGAUCUGUCUGGCAUCAGCCAACAACUCGAGAAGCCAGGAGUGUGUCAUAUUCAAGCCAUCCUGCAACUCUCUAUGUCUUCUUAUGUGCAGCCAUACUGCGAACUAGCCAGAGAAAUUCAGAACGGCGUCCUACAGGCGCAGUCUAACCUGUCUUUCCUGUCCCUGCUGAAAGAGCCAUGUGAGGAACUUUCCCAGCUCAAACCUCGCCAGAUAGCAGGCAAACUGGGUCAUAUCCUCAAACUUAUUCGCUUCAUCUGGGUGAACUCACCUCACUACAACAUUACUGAGAGGAUCACUGUGCUCUUAAUCAAGAUGAGUAAUGAGAUCAUCCGGUGGUAGCAAGAAAUUUCGCUGGAAAGGAUCUUUCAGGGCUAUGCGAGUUCCAGCAAAGAGAUACUCAACGACUGUAUUUUCUGCUGUCAGUCCUGGCAGAAGCGCUACGAACUGACCUCUCAGCUUUAUGACAUCAAUUCUCAAGAAUUGGUGCUCAGCCAGAAAAACCUCUUCUCACUGCUGCAUGGCUUCAUACAGAGAUGUACACACCUGCUUGAGGUGUGUGACUGUCAGCUGCAGUUUGCACGUCGUGACGAGGGUGUACAGCUGCCAUUGCCGUGCUUUGCGGGACAUCAGGGGCCAGAGAUUACCAGAAAACUGCUGCAUAUUGAAGCUAUGUUUGACAAGAUUCUGCAGAACUUGUAUUCUGGGAGUGAGGCCAUGUUCGACCUCAAAAAUACCACUUGGACUGAUUCCUACACCAGAUUUCGAUCAGCAGUGAAGGAACUUGAUUCGAUGAUGCAGAACCUGAUCAACUCAGCUUUUCUGACUGUUAGAACAGUGGAAAGUGGAGUUCACCUGCUGAACAUCUUCUAUCACUUUUCUACACGAGAGGCCAUUAGGCAGACUUUAGACAAACAGGCAAAGGAGGUGUACAGUCUGUUCAAUAAGGAUCUGGUGCUCGUGAAAAAAAAGCUGGGCCAAGAGGAAGUCUGCACUUCUGCACAUAUGCCUCAGUAUGCUGGCCAGGCUUACUGGGCCCUAGCCAUGCGCCACCGUAUAGACAGGCAAAUGGAGGACCUGCAUUGUGCCUCAUUCAAGCCACAGGGUCAAAUUUGGCAGAAAGUACAUGAGUUUUAUAAGCAGCUGACACACACAAUGGAUGAAAGGAUCAGGAGGCUGUUUAGUGAGUGGAGCCAGAGUCUGGAUCAACAUAACCUCAAGGGACUGGACCAGCCUCUUCUGACCCAUUGCAAGGAGAAAACAGGCAUGCUGGAUAUCAAUUUCAACAAGAGCAUUCUGAAGAUGUUAAAUGAGAUUCAAUACUGGGAGCGGCUGAAGUUCGAGGUCCCACACUUUGUGUCUGAGCUCUUUCAGCGCAGGGAGGAUCUGCAUAUCUUGAGGGAGAAUGUCCUACUUCUGGUCAAAGACUACAAUAGGAUCAUUGCAACCCUUUCUCCUGAGACACUGGGCUUAUUUCAGGAGCGUAUUCAAUUCUUAGAUAAGAAGAUACAGCCAGGCAUGUCCAAACUGACGUGGUCCUCUAAAGAACCAAUCAGCAUCUUUAUCAGCGACUGCAGACUUCAUGCCAACAAGGUCCAAUUACUAGUAGCUGAGUAUAAGGCUGCACAGUUGGCCAUCACUCAGCGCUGUAAAGAGAUAAGUGAGCUCUUGCUGGUGCAUGUGGACGGCAAGACAGUGUACAGCGAUCUGGAGUUUGAGAAGGUCCAAGUGGAACAUCAGCAAAGCCAGCUGCGCCGACUCCAAACUGCAUACAAAGACAUUGUGGACAUCAUGAGCAAGAUCUACGAGACGUUUCGCAACGAUGGGCCAAAUGUGCAGCAACAUUGGGUGACCUACACCGACAAGAUGGACCUUAUGGUAGAAGAGGCUUUGCGUCUGAACGUUAAGUGCUCCUUACAGGCACUUUCUAAAGCAAUAAAUGGAGACAGCAAGACUUCCCCCAACCCUCUGUUCAGACUACAGGUGGUUCUGCAGCAAGAUACAUCCGGGUCUAGUGAACAGGUGGACUUCUCCCCAACUCUGCCAAAGCUGGCUCAGACAGUAAACAGCAUCGGCUCUCAGCUCUUCAACACGGUUUCGGGCUUCAAGCGGUUGCCUGACCUCCUCACACGCACGCGCUCCCAAAGAAAACCUACCCACCUCAUAAUUGAGCAGGAUGAAGAGAUCUGUAAGAUUCAAACUGCAAUAGCUGCAGGUAUGACUGUAAAUGCUACACACCUGCAGGCCUAUCUGAAGAACUGGCACAAGCAUCGUGAGAUCUGGGAGAUCAAGAAAGACCCCUUCAUUCAACGAUAUGAAAACCUCAACCCUUCCGUGUCAACUUUCGAUUCUGACAUAGCAAGGUACGCAGAGGUGGCAAAUAACGUGCAGAAGGAGGAAACUGCGCUGAGUGUGCAGUUUGUGUUGCUGGACUGCUCCCCACUGAAGUUCUCUCUGUUGCAGCACUGUAAUGAGUGGCAGAACAAAUUUACCCAGCUACUCAGCCUCACGGCUAUCACCAGCCUCAAAGAGCUGCACUGCUACCUUCAAGACAGUGCACAAAGGCUCUCCAAGGCUCCUCAGACUCUGGAUGAGCUGGUGGACGGUCUGAAGUUGCUGGAGACCUUGCGUGAGGAUUUAAGUAAAACAGAGAGCAAGAUUCAUCCCAUUCAAGAUCAGUUUGCUGUCUUGGAGAAAUACGAGGUCCCGGUGGAACCUGAAAUUCAGCAGAUGUUGGAUGGUGUAAAUGGUAAAUGGGAGUGGUUCCAGCAGGUUCUCACUGACAGUGAAGUCAUGUUGAAUGAGCAUAAGGAAAAGUUCAAGAGCAAUUUUAUAAUUUCUGCUGGGGACUUCAAAAAAAAGACACAGUCUAUUGUUCAAGAUUUUAAGAAGACAGGUCCGUUUGGCAGUAAUGCAAGCUCAGGAGAAGCCCUUGAAUAUGUCUCAUCACUGAAAGCCCAGCUGGAAUCUUUGAAGAAAGAAGAAAGCACAAUAUGCCGUGGCCUUGGCGUCUUUUUGAUCGAUCAACCCGCUUCCAAAGACAUACAGAGCUUGGAAAAGGAUCUAGAUGACCUGCAGCAGGUGUGGGAAAUCACUGACCAAUGGGAAACCCAUUGGAAUGAAUGGAAGUCUGAACAGUUCGAUACUCUUCAGACUGAAAAUAUGGAAAUCACAGCUCAAACCAUGCUUAAGAAACUCCACAUGCUUAGUAGAGACCUUAAGGAUAAACAAUGGGACAUCCUGGAGUUCUCCAAGAACAAGAUCGAGCAAUUCAAAAGAACCAUUCCGCUCAUCUUAGACCUGAAAAAUCCAGCUAUGAGAGAGAGGCAUUGGUGUCAGAUUAAGCACGAAGUGCAGCGCUCCUUUGACCAGAACAGUACAGAGUUCACGCUGGAAGAGAUUGUGGCACUCGGUUUGGAUCAACAUGCUGAGCGCGUUUGCGAGAUCUCUGGAGCUGCCAGCAAAGAGCUUUCCAUAGAACAGUCACUUGAUGGAAUCACUAAGACCUGGGAGGAGUUCUCCCUGGACAUCGCUCCCCACAAAGACAAAGGUCACCAUAGAUUAAGAGGGACAGAGGAGCUGUUCCAGGUGCUGGAGGACAACCAGGUGACUUUGUCCACAAUGAAAGCCACACGCUUUGUCAGGGCUUUUGAAAAAGAGGUGGACCGCUGGGAGCGCUGUUUGUCUCUCGUACUGGAGGUCGUAGAGAUGAUACUUACAGUCCAGAGACAAUGGAUGUACCUGGAGAACAUCUUUUUGGGAGAAGACAUUCGUAAGCAACUGCCACGUGAGUCCGCCGAGUUCGACGUGAUCAACUCCGUCUGGAAGGACAUCAUGGACCGACUAAACAAGGACAAGAACGUGCUGAGAGGAACGCAGCUCCAAGGAUUGCCUGAGAAGCUGUCUGAGAUGAACAGCAAGCUGGAGGAAAUUCAAAAGUCUUUAGAUAUGUAUCUGGAGACCAAACGACAGAUCUUUCCACGAUUCUUCUUUCUGUCCAACGAUGACCUGCUUGAGAUACUGGGCCAGUCACGCAAUCCAGACGCAGUGCAGCCUCACCUCAAAAAGUGCUUCGACAAUAUCAAGAGCCUGCGCAUUAACAAGAUGGGAAUCGGCGGUAGGAAGACUGAGGCUGGUGGGAUGUUCUCUGCUGAUGGGGAGUUUGUGGAGUUCCCUCAACCUGUUCUUCUAGAGGGGCCAGUGGAGGCAUGGUUGUGUGAUAUUGAGCGAACCAUGCGCUGGACUCUAAAGGAUUGUUUGAAGAACUGCUGUAUGGCUCUUAAAAAGAUGAUUGGAAAAAGAGACAAGUGGGUUAAAGAUUGGCCCGGACAAAUGCUGAUAACAGCCAGCCAGAUCCAGUGGACCACAGAUGCCACCAAAUCUCUGAUUGCAGGCAAAGAGAAGGCCGACAAAUCUGCACUAAAAUCCAUGAAAAAGAAACAGGUGUCCAUGCUUAAUCGCUACUCUGAGGCAAUAAGAGGAAACCUCUCUAAAAUCAUGCGACUCAAAAUUGUGGCACUGGUUACAGUAGAAGUUCAUGCCCGUGACGUCAUUGAUAAAUUGGUUAAAGCGGGAUGCUGCGAUGUAAACGCGUUCGACUGGCUUUGUCAACUCCGCCUCUACUGGGAUAAGGAUAUCGAGGACUGCAUCAUCAAACAGACCAAUACACAAUUCCAGUACGGUUAUGAGUACCUGGGCAACUCAGGCCGCUUAGUGAUCACCCCUCUGACCGAUAGGUGUUAUAUGACCCUGACCACAGCCUUACAUCUGCACCGUGGGGGAUCUCCUAAAGGUCCUGCAGGCACAGGAAAGACUGAGACGGUAAAAGAUCUGGGCAAAGCUCUGGGCAUGUAUGUCAUCGUGGUCAACUGUUCGGAUGGUCUGGAUUUCAAAUCCAUGGGGCGCAUGUAUUCUGGUCUUGCUCAGACAGGGGCUUGGGGUUGUUUCGAUGAGUUUAACCGCAUUAAUAUUGAGGUGCUGUCAGUAGUGGCACAGCAGAUCCUGUCCAUCCUCUCAGCGUUGUCUGCAGGAGCCACUAAUUUCACCUUUGAGGGCAGGGAGAUUCGCUUGGUCUGGUCCUGUGGCAUUUUCAUCACUAUGAAUCCUGGUUAUGCUGGUCGUACUGAACUGCCUGAUAAUCUGAAGUCCAUGUUCAGGCCGAUCUCUAUGGUGGUGCCUGACUCGACUCUGAUUGCAGAGAUCACACUGUUUGGAGAAGGUUUCAAUAACUGCAAGGUGUUAGCUAAGAAAGUGUUCACACUCUACAGUCUGGCAGUGCAGCAGCUGUCUAAGCAGGAUCACUACGAUUUUGGCCUGCGUGCACUCACCUCUCUGCUCCGCUACGCUGGGAAGAAGCGCAGAACCUGUCCUGAUGUUGCAGAUGAAGAGAUCCUGCUUAUGUCUAUGAAGGACAUGAACAUUGCUAAACUGACCUCGGUUGACCUCCCACUGUUUAAUGGAAUAAUCCAGGAUCUGUUUCCUGCUGUGGAGAUGCCCACAAUCAACUAUGGGAAGCUGAGAGAGACUAUAGAAGCAGAGCUUCUAAGGAGCGGCCUGCAGGUCUCUCCCUUCACCCUGACUAAAGUCAUUCAGCUGUACGAAACCAAGAACUCGCGCCACUCCUCCAUGAUCGUAGGCAAGACGGGCAGUGGCAAAAGCGUCACCUGGAGGACCUUGCAGAACACCCUGAGCACUAUGCACCGGAAAGGCGAACCUGGCUUCAACCUCGUCCGCGAUUGUCCUCUGAACCCCAAAGCAGUGAGUCUUGGAGAACUCUAUGGCGAAUAUGACCUCUCCACCAAUGAGUGGACCGACGGCGUUCUCUCAUCCCUUAUGAGAGCUGCAUGUGCAGACGAGAAGCCGGAUGAGAAAUGGAUCGUAUUUGACGGUCCAGUGGAUACUUUAUGGAUCGAAAGCAUGAACUCAGUGAUGGACGACAAUAAAGUCCUCACACUUAUUAACGGAGAGAGAAUUUCCAUGCCCGAACAGGUGUCCUUGUUGUUUGAGGUGGAGGAUCUGGCAGUAGCAUCUCCAGCAACAGUGUCACGCUGUGGAAUGGUGUAUAAUGAUUACACAGACCUUGGAUGGCAACCCUAUGUUCAGUCUUGGAUAGACAAGCGGCAGAAGGUAGAGGCAGAUCAUCUGAAGCGCCUGUUUGACAGAUACAUUGAAAAGACUAUAAGCUUCAGGAAGACUUACUGUAAGGAGCUGGUACCGAUCACAGAGCUAAACGGAGUUGCCUCUCUCUGCAGACUCUAUGACUCCUUGGCCAGUCCUGAAAAUGGGCUGAACCCAGCUGACAGCGAGAACUAUGGACGCAUAAUAGAGCUUUGGUUUGUCUUCUGCUUGAUCUGGUCCAUUUGUGCAUCGGUGGACGAGGAUGGACGUAAGAAAAUGGAUAACUUCCUACGAGAGAUGGAGGGCACCUUUCCUAACAAGGACACUGUCUAUGAAUACUACGUUGACACUAAGAGCAAAACGUGGUCAUCAUUUGGGGAAAAGCUGCCCAAAGGUUGGCGUUAUAACUCCAAUGCUCCAUUUAAUAAGAUCAUGGUUCCCACUGUGGACACGGUGCGAUAUAAUUUCCUGGUGAACGCUCUAAUUUGUGGCCAGUACCCAGUGUUGCUGACGGGUCCUGUGGGAACAGGAAAGACCUCAGUGGCCCAGAGCGUACUACAAGGCCUGGAUUCAUCCAAAUGGACCAUGCUUACAAUCAAUAUGUCCUCUCAGACCACCUCGAACAACGUGCAGGCAAUCAUAGAAUCCCGAGUGGAGAAACGCACUAAAGGGGUGUAUGUACCUAUCGGAGGGAAGAAGAUGGUGGCUUUCCUGGAUGAUCUAAACAUGCCAGCAGUGGACGACUUCGGUUCUCAGGCUCCUCUGGAGUUGCUUCGACUUUGGAUUGACUAUGGCUUCUGGUACGACAGGCAGAAACAGAUGCAAAAAUGUGUCAAGGACAUGUUUCUGCUUUCCUCCAUGGGGCCUCCUGGUGGAGGGAGGACUCACAUCUCAGGCCGCCUGCAGAGCCGCUUCAAUCUCAUCAACAUGACAUUCCCGGCGGAGUCUCAGAUCAAGCGUAUCUAUGGAACAAUGAUAAACCAGAAACUGCAGGAGUUUGAUGAAGAGGUUAAGCCUAUAGGAAAUAUAUUGACUCAAGCUACAUUAGAGUUGUACUAUGCCAUCACUACUCGCUUUUUACCCACUCCUGCUAAAACACAUUACCUCUUCAACCUCAGAGACAUCUCCAAGGUAUUCCAAGGUCUACUACGUUCUCAUAGGGACUUUCAUGACACCAAACAGAGCAUCACACGCCUUUGGAUUCACGAGUGCUUUAGGGUGUUUUCAGAUCGGCUGGUGGAUCAAGCAGAUAUGGAGGCAUUUGUUGGGGUUUUGACCGAGAAACUGGGCUCCUUGUUUGAUCUCACUUACCACAGUAUCUGUCCCAACAAACAACCACCUAUAUUUGGAGAUUUUCUGAAGGAGCCGCGUGUGUAUGAGGAUUUGCUGGACUUUAAAGCUCUGAAAAGAUUUAUAGAGUCUCAACUGGAGGACUAUAACCUCACCCCCGGAGUUGUUCCAAUGAAUCUGGUGCUAUUUAGAGAUGCAAUUGAGCAUGUGACAAGGGUGAUACGUGUGAUCAGUCAGCCAAGAGGAAAUAUGCUUUUGGUGGGAAUUGGAGGAUCUGGUAGGCAGAGUCUCACCAAACUGGCCACUUAUAUCUGUGACUACUUGUUGUUUCGCGUUGAAGUCACCAAGCAGUACCGUAAGCAGGAGUUCAGAGAGGACAUUAAGAAGCUGUACAGGCUUACUGGCGUGGACAACAAGCCCGCUGUUUUCCUGUUUAAUGACACUCAGAUUGUGGACGAGUCCUUUUUAGAGGACAUCAACAACAUCCUCAGUUCUGGAGAAGUGCCCAACCUGUACAAACCGGAUGAAUUCGAGGAGAUCCAGAGUGCUCUUAGUGAAUCUGCAAGCAAGGACAAUGUGUCUGAGACUCCAGACGCCAUGUUCAACUACCUGAUAGAGCGUGUGAGAAACAACCUCCACAUAGUGCUGUGCAUGAGUCCUGUCGGAGACGCUUUCAGGAAUCGCAUUCGUCAAUACCCAGCAUUAGUAAACUGCACUACUAUAGACUGGUUCUCUGACUGGCCACAAGAUGCUUUAUUAGAUGUGGCUGAGAGAUAUUUGGAUGGGCUCACCUUGGGGAAUGAAGAAGUGAUCCAGAAGAAAGUCUCUUGUAUCUUUGUGACCAUGCACCAGUCAGUAGUGCAGUAUUCUCAGAGGAUGAAGCUGGAGCUCAGGAGGCACAACUAUGUCACACCCACCAACUACCUUGAACUUGUGUCCGGAUAUAAAAAGUUGUUGGCUGAGAAGCGCAGCGAGUUCGGUGAGCAGGUGUCUAAACUGAGGAACGGUUUGUUUAAGAUUGAUGAGACUCGUAGUAAAGUGGAGGCCAUGUCGGUUGAACUGGAAGACGCCAAGAAAAGAGUGGCCGAGUUCCAGGAGCAGUGCGAGGAAUACCUGGUUGUUAUUGUACAACAGAAGAGAGAAGCAGAUGAACAGCAAAAGGCUGUUAGUGCUCACAGUGAGAAGAUUGCAGCAGAAGAGAUAAAGUGCAAGGCGAUGGCCGAUAACGCUCAGAGAGAUCUCGAUGAAGCCCUACCUGCUCUAGAGGAGGCCAUGAAGGCCUUGGAGUCCCUGAACAAAAAGGAUAUGACUGAGAUCAAGUCUUACGGUCGACCCCCAGCAUUGGUAGAGACCGUGAUGCAGGCAGUCAUGAUUUUGAUGGGAUGUGAACCCACGUGGGCUGAGGCUAAGAGACAGCUUGGUGAAGCCAAUUUCAUUAAACAACUAGUGCACUUUGACAAGGAUAACAUAUCAGACCGCGUGCUGAAGAAGAUCGGCCAGUACUGCACACAGCCUGACUUCCAACCUGAUAUUAUUGGCAGAGUCUCUCUGGCAGCCAAAUCUCUCUGCAUGUGGGUCAGAGCCAUGGAGGUAUAUGGCCGCGUCUACCGGGUGGUGGAGCCGAAGCGCGAAAGGCUGCAUGGAGCCAUGACUCAGUUGGCAGAGAAACAGACUUCACUGGCUGAGGCCCAGACCAAACUCCGAGAGGUCAGUGCAAAACUGGACCAGUUACAGAAACACUAUGGUGAGAAGCUGAGUCAAAAGGAAGAGUUGAGGAAAAAGUCAGAAGACAUGGAGCUCAAAUUGGAUCGAGCUGGCAAACUGGUUUCUGGGCUGGCUGGAGAGAGAGUACGCUGGGAAAAGACUGUAGAGGACCUGGAGAAGGACAUGAGUUAUCUAGUAGGAGACUGUCUACUGGCUGCUGCAUUUCUUUCAUACAUGGGUCCGUUCCUGUCCAACUACAGAGAAGAGCUACUUACAAACAUCUGGACAAAAAAGUUCAAGGAGUUGGAAGUUCCCUGUUCUCCAGGCUUCAGUUUUGCCGAUUUCCUCUCCAAAGCCACAUCCGUGCGUGACUGGAACAUCCAGGGUCUUCCCUCCGAUGCGUUCUCCACUGAGAACGGAGUAAUCGUCACCCGCAGCAACCGAUGGCCAUUAAUGGUGGACCCUCAAGGACAAGCUCUGAAGUGGAUUAAGAACAUGGAGUCUAAAAGAGGGUUAAAGCUGAUAGACCUGCAGAUGCAUGAUUUCUUGCGUGUUUUGGAGAACGCAGUGCAGUUUGGCUCCCCAGUUCUUCUGCAGAAUGUAAAGGAGGAUCUAGAUCCUUCACUGGCACCCAUACUUAACAAAUCCCUCACCCGUGUUGGUGGGAGGCUCUUGAUGAAACUGGGAGAUAAAGAGGUCGAGUACAACCCAGAGUUCCGUUUCUACAUCACCACCAAAUUGUCCAAUCCACAUUAUACCCCCGAGAUUUCCACCAAAACUACCAUUGUUAACUUUGCUGUGAAGGAACAGGGUCUGGAGGCUCAGCUGUUGGGUAUAGUGGUGCGUAAGGAGCGUCCUGAGCUAGAGGAACAGAAAGACUCUUUGGUUAUUAACAUUGCCUCAGGCAAGAGGAAACUACAGGAACUAGAGGAUGAGAUUCUUCGCUUGUUGAAUGAAGCAACUGGCUCUCUGCUGGAUGAUGUGCAGCUGGUGAACACACUGCAAACCUCCAAAGUCACAGCCACAGAGGUGUCAGAACAACUGCAGACCAGCGAACAGACUGAGAUCAAAAUCGAUACUGCCAGAGAGGUGUAUCGCCCCUGUGCUCAGCGUGCCUCCAUCUUGUUCUUUGUGCUGAAUGAUAUGGGCCGUAUAGACCCCAUGUACCAGUUUUCUCUGGAUGCCUACAUCAGCCUGUUCAGCCUGAGCAUCGAAAAGAGCCUUCGCAGCCACAACCUGGAGGAGAGGAUUGCCAAACUCAAUGACUACCACACCUAUGCAGUUUACAGGUACACUUGUCGGGGCCUGUUUGAGUGUCACAAGCUCUUGUUCAGCUUCCACAUGUGUGCAAAGAUUCUGGAAGUGGCUGGCAAGCUCAACAUGGACGAGUACAGUUUCUUCCUCAGAGGAGGGCUGGUUCUGGAUAAGGAAAGUCAGAUGGAUAACCCAUGCUCAAGUUGGCUCCCUGACUCUAAUUGGGACAACAUUACUGAGCUGGACAAGCUAACUAAUUUCCAUGGGCUUAUGACCUCGUUUGAGCAGUACCCACGGGAUUGGAACUUAUGGUACACCAGCUCAGAGCCAGAAAACACACGUCUACCUGGGGAGUGGGAGAACGGGUGUAAUGAGUUGCAGAGGAUGUUGAUAGUGCGGUCCCUAAGACAGGACCGCGUCUCAUUCUGCGUGACUUCCUUCAUCAUCAACAACCUGGGCUCUCGCUUUGUAGAACCGCCAGUGCUGGACAUGAAGGCAGUGGUCGAGGAUUCCACAACUAAGACGCCACUGAUCUUUGUGCUGUCCCCCGGUGUGGAUCCCACUGCUGCCCUGGUGCAGCUGGCAGAGGCAUCAGGCAUGAGCCAACACUUCCAUGCCCUCUCUCUGGGACAGGGACAGGCUCCAAUCGCCACCCGCAUGAUUAAAGAGGGAGUUAAGAAUGGACAAUGGGUAUUCCUGGCUAAUUGCCACCUGUCUCUAUCAUGGAUGCCUCAGCUGGAUAAGCUGGUGGAGCAGCUACAAGUCGAAGAUCCUCACCCAGACUUCCGACUGUGGCUCAGCUCCUCCCCUCACCCAGACUUCCCCAUCGCAAUACUUCAGGCCGGCAUCAAAAUGACUACCGAACCUCCCAAGGGAGUGAAAUCGAAUAUGAAACGGCUAUACCAGCUGGUGACAGAGUCUCAGUUUUCACGCAGCACGCAGCCCAGCAUCUACCGCAAGUUGCUCUUUGCCCUCUGUUUCUUGCACAGCGUCCUGCUGGAGCGCAGGAAGUUUCUCCAGCUUGGCUGGAACAUCGUCUACAGCUUCAAUGACUCUGACUUUGAGGUGAGUGAAAACUUAAUGAGUCUGUAUUUGGAUGAGUACGAGGAAAUUCCCUGGGACGCUCUGAAGUACCUCAUCGCCGGCGUCAACUACGGAGGUCACGUCACAGACGAGUGGGACCGCCGUCUGCUAUCCACAUACAUCAACGAUUACUUCUGUGAAGGCACUGUCAGCACUCCUUUCUUUAAACUGUCGUCCUUGCCUACUUAUUACAUCCCCCGUGACGGGCCUCGGGCUGUGUAUUGGGAGUAUAUCAACCUACUCCCAGCAGUGGAGCAUCCGGAGACGUUUGGCCAGCACCCAAAUGCAGACAUUGCCAGCCAGAUCUCUGAAACACGCACACUCUUUGACACACUCAUUUCACUCCAGCCUCAGGUCACCAGCACAGCAGCCACUGGAGCAGGACCCAGCCGUGAGGACAAGGUAUUAGAACUCUCAGCUGAUGUGCGUCAGAAGAUCCCAGCAGAACUGGAUUAUGAAGGGACAAGAAAACUGUUACAGGAGGAUCCCUCACCACUUAAUGUCGUACUGCUGCAGGAGAUACACAGAUACAACACUCUGCUGCACACCAUCAGAACAUCAUUGACUGAGCUGGAGAAAGGCAUUAAAGGUCUGGUUGUGAUGUCCAGUCAUUUGGAAGAGAUGUUUCAGUUCAUUCAUGAUGCCCGUGUUCCUCCCCUGUGGGAAAAGGCAUACCCAUCUCUGAAACCCUUGGCGUCAUGGACAAGGGACCUGUGCCAGCGGGUCGAGCAGUUUACUCGCUGGGCGGACACAGCACAUCCUCCUAUUCUCUUCUGGCUCUCAGGCUUCACCUUCCCCACAGGCUUUCUCACAGCAGUACUUCAAUCCUCCGCACGGCAGAAUAACGUAUCUGUGGACACGCUGUCUUGGGAGUUCACUGUCUCUACAGUAGAUGACAACAACCUGCUCUUCCCACCUAAAGAUGGUGUGUUUAUUCGAGGUCUGUAUCUAGAAGGAGCUGGUUGGGAUAAAAAGAACUCGUGUCUGGUGGAGGCAGAGCCCAUGCAGCUGGUUUGCCCCAUACCCACCAUCCAUUUCAAACCAGUGGAGAACCGCAAAAAAAACGCCAAGGGAAUGUACUCUUGCCCCUGCUACUACUACCCUGUGCGUUCAGGAGGAGCCGGACGACCUUCAUUUGUAGUGGCAGUGGAUCUCAGAUCAGGAGCCGCACCGUAUGAUCACUGGGUCAAGAGGGGAACGGCGUUACUGAUGAGUUUGGACACCUAGACAGCACACACAUAGUACAACACUACUUUUCUGGGUGUUAGAUACAUUUAUUUAAAUAAAUCAUUGUUGGAUAUUUUGACAAUAUUUUUGUAGGGUCAUUUAAUACAUUUCUAUAAUAAACGAAAUGAAAAAAAUGUGUCAAAUUAAACUUGAAUUCACAUAGAA
Molecule: messenger RNA, 13710 nt
Organism: Silurus meridionalis
Lineage: Eukaryota; Metazoa; Chordata; Actinopteri; Siluriformes; Siluridae
Gene: dnah2
Product: dynein, axonemal, heavy chain 2
Biological process (GO): microtubule-based movement
Cellular component (GO): dynein complex
Molecular function (GO): minus-end-directed microtubule motor activity; dynein intermediate chain binding; ATP hydrolysis activity
Source: RefSeq, a predicted model, not a curated record